Elaeis guineensis (African oil palm) is the source of this 1622-nucleotide messenger RNA. RefSeq names its product receptor-like serine/threonine-protein kinase At1g78530. Gene Ontology annotation, biological process: protein phosphorylation. The record is from RefSeq and is a predicted model, not a curated record. Gene Ontology annotation, molecular function: ATP binding; protein kinase activity. NCBI's taxonomy places the organism in Eukaryota, Viridiplantae, Streptophyta, Magnoliopsida, Arecales, Arecaceae.
AAAGUGUGCGAGGAGAUGAGAUCAAAGUGCCAGCAAACAACACGACUUCAGGUCAGGGCUUCACAUGAUUCAACCGGUGUUUUUGGUUGGUUUUUUUGCCUUUACACCUAAUAGAUCAUCAAAAUGGACACAUGCCCUUCCCAAAUGUUGUCAUCCAUGCCCAUCAGACAGAUGCUCGGCUGAUUCGCCCAACUUUUGUUGGUGUUAAGUCCAUGCUGGAGUUCUUCUUCACCUUUUGCCGAGCUGAGAACCUUUCAUCUUCCAAAGCACCUCAGAAGGAUUCGAGAACUCUGCUGCCUCUGCUGCGAUAUUUCUCAGAAUGAAGGCCUAAAAAGUAUCAAUCAGAAGCAUCAUAUAGUUUUCGAUUGAAAAAUAUGGUCAAGUCUGUUGCUUUAGGACUCUAUAUUACUAUUUCUUGCGUUGCAUUUAUUAUGUCCAAGAUUAUAGUUUCAUUCCUCCUCUACAAAAGAUGGGCACGGAAGCAUAGGAUCAUGGAAGACACUUUGUCAGGUGGAAAGAUGGUCAUGUUCCGGUCUCCAACAACACGGUCUCUUACUUCAAAGGCUUUUAUGAAGAAGACCAUGAGAUUAUCAAACAAGGACAUCAUUGGUUCAGGUGGCUAUGGUACUGUUUACAGAUUAAUAAUAGAUGAUAACAGUGCUUUUGCUGUGAAGAAAUUGAACAAAGGAAAUACAGAUAGAGAUCACGGAUUCGAAAGAGAGCUGAAUGCAAUGGGUGACAUAAAGCACAGGAACAUUGUCACUCUUCAUGGAUAUUACAUUGCACCGCAGUUUAAUCUUCUAAUAUAUGAACUGAUGCCAAAUGGAAGUUUGGAUGUAUUGCUUCAUGGCAAAUCAGGUAAAGACAAACCUCUGGAUUGGCCUUCAAGGUGCAAAAUAGCACUAGGUGCAGCACGGGGUUUAUCAUAUCUACAUCAUGAUUGUAUUCCACAUAUAAUCCACAGGGACAUAAAGUCAAGCAACAUUCUGCUGGAUCAGAACAUGGAGGCAAGGGUAUCCGAUUUUGGAUUGGCCACAUUAAUGGAACCAGAUAAGAGUCAUGUUACAACAAUUGCUGCAGGGACUUUUGGAUAUUUAGCUCCCGAGUACUUUGAUUCGGGAAGAGCAACAACAAAAGGAGAUGUUUACAGCUUUGGUGUUGUCUUGCUUGAACUUCUAACAGGGAAAAGACCAACAGAUGAAACGUUUAUUGAAGAAGGCACAAAGCUGGUGACAUGGGUGAAAGAAGUUGUCAAAGACAAGAGAGAAGAACAUGCAAUCGACAGUUCCCUGGUAUGUUUUCCAAUGGAAGAAGUCAAGAAAGUGUUCAACAUUGCAGAAAAAUGCCUAGAAUCAGAUCCCUCCAAGAGACCAACCAUGGCUGCAGUUCUUAAAAUGCUUGAGCAAAUAAACCAAACAAAUCUGUAGCUGGUCUCAAUAUACUCUAACCUUGGUCCAUGUAACAAGCAGAUUUCUUGAGGAUUAUGGAAUGCCAUUUUUUAAUGUCUUAUGUACCAAUGAGAAAGAUCUCAUGUAAAUCGUGCAGCAAUGAUUUUUGUAAAUUCCUGCAAGAGACUGCUAUAUGAGACUAAUUAAGAAACAAGAACUGACUGAUAUUAAACU